UCCAUGGAACGGAAUUACUAAACGUCAAAAAACAGCAACAAUUUUCGUUGUGUGUAUCUUCCCAUGUAACGAGUUUUUGAUAAUUAUUAUUUUUCGUUUUGUUUGUUUGUUGUAGAAUUUAAUGUAAAUAAUAAUUCUUAACAUUUGCAACAUGACUGAAGAAAAUAUAACAGUGAGCGAUAAUUCGGAUCUAGAGGAUGGCGGAAAUCCCGAACUUCGCGGAUACUUGAGUAAAUGGACAAAUUACAUUCAUGGUUGGCAGGACAGGUUUAUUGUUUUGAAGGAUUCCACUUUAUCGUACUACAAGAGCGAACUGGAAAGUAAUCUUGGAUGCCGAGGUGCCUUAUGUCUGAAGAAAGCCAAAGUCAAGCCUCACGAAUUUGAUGACUGCAGAUUUGAUGUCUCUGUAAAUGAUUGUGUUUGGUACUUGAGGGCAGCGAGCCCGGAAGAAAAACAGCAAUGGAUUGAUGUUUUGGAGUCUUUUAAAGUGGAAUCGGGAUAUGGAACCAGUUCAGACAGCAGUUCAAAUGGAGGUGGUCUGCGGAGACAUGGUUCAGCUACAUCGCUGCAGUCCACUGGCUCUCAUGGUCGCACAGCCAGACGCCUGGCCGAGAAGAUCGCUGAACUGGACACGUACAACGAGUUGCUGUCCAAGCAGGCGGUCCAACUACAGCAGUACUUCGACAUGUGCGUCGCGAACUGCCCCCAGAUUAAUGAUGAUGCGUCCGAAGCUAUUGAUGCCGUUAAACUUGCUGAUGGUACGGAGUUGUCCCAGCAGGCGGGCGCGGUGCGUGCGGGCAGCGCGUCGUUCCGCGCGACGUGCGGCGCCACGCUGGCCACGCUGCAGCACUGCGCCGAGCUGCUGCGCCGCCGCGAGAAGCAGGCCAGGCAGGCUGAGGAGCUCUACAUGGCUUUGAAGAAUCAGCUGACAGAGGCUAGAUUGGCAUCGAAACCAGGACCAGAUCACGAGGAGGGUCCUCACUCGACCCUGCCGGACGACGAGUUCUACGAUGCCGUGGAGACGGGCUUCGACAAGAUGGAGGAGGAGCGGUGCGCGCGCGUCGUGCCCAGCGUGCACACGCGCGACCAGGUCGAGCUGCCGCCGCCCGCCAUCGACAACCGGCUCACCGUGCAUCCAUUGUGGCCAGAGAUCGACAGGAUAUCCACGGAGCAGAUCCAGGCGGCGUUCGAAGGCGUCGGCGGCGAGAUCGGCUGGCAGCUGUUCGCCGAAGAGGGCGACAUGCGGAUGUACAGGAGGGAGAUGGAGGUUGACGGCAUGGUGACUGACCCGCUGAAGGCGAUGCACAAAGUGCGCGGCGUGACGGCGCGAGAGAUGUGCCACUACUUCUUCAACCCAAGAUACCGAUAUGAGUGGGAGACGACACUAGAAACGAUGACAAUAGUGGAGGAGAUAUCCUCAGACGCGCUGGUCUUCCACCAGACGUUCAAGCGCAUCUGGCCGGCGUCGCAGCGGGACGCGCUCUUCUGGUCUCACGUGCGACAGUCCACCGACAACACUUACGCCGUCACCAAUCAUUCCACUACUAAUGUUGAAUAUCCGGCCAACACGAGCGCGUGUAUCCGCCUGUUCGUGACGGUGUGCCUGGCGUGCCGCAGCAGCUGGCCCGCCGGCGCCGCGCCCACGCGGGACAACAUCACCACCAGCAUCGCCUACUGUAGCACAGUGAACCCAGGCGGCUGGGCGCCCGCUGGCGUACUCCGCGCCGUGUACAAGCGCGAGUACCCGAAGUUCCUGAAGCGGUUCACCAACUACGUCGUGGAGCAGUGCCGCGACAAGCCCAUCGCUAUCUAGCGCAACUAGCGGCCGACGACCACUUGACUACUAAGUCACUACACAUCCUACUACAAUACAUUUCGUAGAAAAUCCCUCGAGUAACGGUAUAAAAUGGGGAGGGGGUAUAAGAGAGAAUAGAGAAAAAAUUGAACACGUCACGUUACAGACGGAUGGACUUCAAUAAACAACAUUAAAUGCUGUUUUCGUAUCCACAUAAACCCAUGAGGCAUUAACAAACGGAUGUCCGUCCCAAAUUUCUCUCUAUUCACGCCCUACCAUCCCGUUCUACUGUGCAUAUAAUUUCUCUUCAUAACUCGUGGGAAGACGUUAAGGAUCAAGUAUCCCUCGAUACACAAGUGUAGUGCUAUAAUGUUUAAAUAGGUGUUAUAUAAUGUUAAUGGUUUCAUUCAGGGUGUUAAGGAUUCCUGUUUCAUCGUACAUCAGUUGUUUUCUUCGCGAUCUCGAUCUGCCUGACUGUUUUUAUACUUAGCUGAAACACUUUUGUAUGAAAAUGUUCGGGUAUUGUCUAUAAAAGAUAUUCGUUUCUUUAUCUUACAUGUUUUGAUGAUAAAUGUACCUGUAAGCUUUUCCUAUGUGAUAGCUUGGAGUUGACCUUACUUUUUUAAUUAUUCUGUACCUCGAAAAACACUGAAAGCUACCAAAUGUAUGCUGGAAUAGAUGACAUUAUUUUCUUACACAAUUUUUUCUGAUAUAAGUGUAGUUCAUUAAUUGAUCAAAAUCUGAUUAUAGGUUUCCCUUAUUGUAAUAAUUAUGUAGCGUGCAUAGUUUUGAAGUGCAGACAACAAUAUUUAACAUUUCUUUUUUUUUUCACAUUUUAAAGAUUUUUUUGAAUACCAUAGCAAUUUUCCAAUACUCUUUUUGACAUGUAAAUUGUAAUAAAUAUGUAAAGGACUAGGAUAUACUGUAAAAUACAUAUAUGAAUGUUGUCGAGUGUCGAUAUAUAAUAAAAUUUAUACUAUAUGUGUUUAAAUAAAUUAACUAAUCUUGCAAAGAGACUAUACGAUUACUAAUGCGACUUAGAUGAGCGUUGGAUAUUUUUGAAGCACUUUUGACUUAAACAUUUUGCAUAUUAUUUGCUGUUUCCGUUCUGAACUAGUUCUUUUUGUAUGGGUACAUAACACGGUAUCGGUAAGGCUGUUGCGAUAUGCAAAUGCGCCCAGAAUUAAUAACCUUAUUGUGACUUGAGAAAAUAGAAUUUUGACAUGAGUAAUGUCAGGAGAAAAACAGAAUUGCUGUUAAAUUCGGGUCAUAGUCCGUAACGAAAGUUUUAUAGUAAAAAAAAAAAAUGAGAGAAUAACUUCAUAAUGUAAAGUAGGGCUGAAAUCCUGUCACGAAAUAUGCCUUUUGUAAAUAAAUAAGUGUUGGGUGGGCACUCGAUUGUGGUUCUUAUUGUAUACUGGGUGUAUUUCAUCUCUGAAAAUAUUUAAGUACAGUAUAUGUAUAUAAAUAUCAAAAUUUCUUUGUAUACAAGGCGCGUUAGAUGUACCUGACGUGAAUUAUCGCGCCGAAUGAAUAAUCUCUACGGCUAAUCAAUACGGAUGUAAUUAUUUGAUAUUUUAUAGCGAGCCUCUAACCGUCUACGAAACGUUAUAAAUUUGUACUUAUCUUUUAUAGGUCUGCGUGUUAAGAGGGUAAUAUUCAUGGAGUGUGAUAGUCUGAUGUGUUCAGUUAGAUAAGUUCGCGAAAGAAUACAUGUACUAUAAAUUUUCUUGGCUGUGGCCUCGCGAGGAACUUGCCUAUCUGGGAUGACGUCAUCGUCAUUGCAGUCAUACAUGGCUCUGUUGUUUCUUCUCGAGUCCACGGUCUCAUUUCAUGUACAGGGUGGGACUAAAUAAACGUAGGUCUUAAAUAUAAUGUACUUUCUAUGUUACGUCGGUCACUGACCAAAUAAAGAUCUAUUUAGACAACGGUAUCCUAAGUAACGUUUGAGGGAAUUGAUAUUUCGGCUGUCUUCUAGUCCCUUUAUUUGGUCAUAACUACAUAUUAUGCACAUAAACGAAUUACUGCAGUAUUAAAGAAUACUGUCUUUAAGUUUUUCUAAUGUUACUCGUAUGAAACAGAUUUCCAUUCCAGCUUUUUUUAACAUAUAUUUGUUUUUGUAUUCAUUUUAAAGUUAGGUUUAAAGCUAAAGGUUACUCAGACGAAUUUCAAAUAUAUAUCUGAUAUUGUACAGUAUUUCACGUUUGUGUCUCAAAGUAAUAUAUUAUUUACUGUUAGUUGAGUAAUGGUAUACGGUUUACCUUUUUAUUGUAUGAAAAAGGUGAUUUAUUAUGAUGGCGUUAAAGAGCGUGAGACCGCGCUAUACAAUCAUUGAAUGCAAGAAAGAGCGAAAAUGAUCUCUGCAUAAUGUGUUGUAUAAUGCGGUCUCUCUCUAUUAUAAUACAAGUGCCAUCGCAAGAUAAUUAACCAAUAAUAAAAAGGUUUAUGUUGAUCAUUACAAUACGUUAAAACGUGAGCAGAAGUGUAAAGAAAUUGCAUUUAUAAUACCGCAAUGUUGCAAUUGUAUUAAGUUAUAUAAAAGUAUGUUUUUUUUUAAUAAUUAUUGUUUAUAAUAAAAUGUUUUAUGGACA
This is a messenger RNA of Trichoplusia ni (cabbage looper), 4386 nucleotides long. RefSeq names its product collagen type IV alpha-3-binding protein (gene cert). The record is from RefSeq and is a predicted model, not a curated record. Gene Ontology annotation, cellular component: Golgi apparatus. Gene Ontology annotation, biological process: ER to Golgi ceramide transport. The transcript has 12 exons. The coding region runs from base 152 to 1813 and encodes 553 amino acids. Gene Ontology annotation, molecular function: phosphatidylinositol-4-phosphate binding. NCBI's taxonomy places the organism in Eukaryota, Metazoa, Arthropoda, Insecta, Lepidoptera, Noctuidae.